Molecule: messenger RNA, 563 nt
Organism: Pararge aegeria (speckled wood butterfly)
Lineage: Eukaryota; Metazoa; Arthropoda; Insecta; Lepidoptera; Nymphalidae
Gene: sosie
Exons: 4
Coding region: 1-555 (184 amino acids)
Source: RefSeq, a predicted model, not a curated record
AUGCAUGUCUAUUGGCGAGUCGAGAUGUGGUGCAGGCGGCAAGCGGCGGCAGCCAUCUUGCCUCUAUUACUCGCUGGUUGGCUGACGGGCGAGUCUUCCGAAGCCUUGACUACAUUUGGAAAGAGUAACACAGACGCGCCGAAAAAUGUUCAACCUACCCCCCCACCAGCACGAGCAUGCAACCGGCAGGCGGAGUGUCUGGGAGUCAACAGCGCGUCCUGCGUGCGCACGCACUACGACCCCGUCACCAGGUGCCUGUGUGGGGACAACUCGCCCCCGCUGAACGGACGCUGCGAGCCCGUCACUAAGUCUCUGUACCACGCGUGCGCGAACAGCGACGAGUGCAACGACGGCCUCGUCUGCCUCACGCCCAACAUCACCGGCACCGCCCCCCUGCAUCUCCGAGUUCACUCACCCACAGACAAGAUAUGCCUCUGCGACACAGAGAACGGGUAUCGAGAGAAAGAACAUACGUGCAAUGAUGCUGAAAUCAUCAAAGUUUCUCUACUCGCCAUAGCCUUCGUGACCUGCAUAAGGAAAAUCCUCGUACACUAAAUAAGAAA